Messenger RNA from Papaver somniferum (opium poppy), 942 nucleotides. RefSeq lists its product as uncharacterized. The coding region runs from base 1 to 942 and encodes 313 amino acids. The transcript has 5 exons. The record is from RefSeq and is a predicted model, not a curated record. Lineage: Eukaryota; Viridiplantae; Streptophyta; Magnoliopsida; Ranunculales; Papaveraceae.
AUGAAGUCCAAUAAUUACGGGACACUUCAACUUAAACAAACUUGGCAUAAGUAUGGAUCAUGUCCGGAAAGAACUAUACCUAUACGGAGGAAAGGAAAAAAUUAUAAUCCAACAAUUUUGCGUAAAUAUGGUCAUCCAAAAUUAUCACCUUAUAAGACUCUUAAUGCAUCACAACCAAACGACAGUUCAAAAGGCCACGAGUAUGCGACAAUUGAGGUGAACAGAAAAUUUCUUGGAGCACAGGCAAAGAUAAAUAUUUGGAAACCGGGUAUGGAAACAUCAACUGAAAUAAGUGUAUCCCAAAUCUGGGUCACAGCCGGUGACGACGACGUAAAAAAUACAAUUGAAGCCGGAUGGAUUGUGAACAAAUACGUAUAUGAUGACGACCAACCUAGAUUUUUUAUUUUUUGGACGAUGGACGGGUACAACAACUCGGGAUGCUACGACAUCCUGUGUAAUGGCUUUGUGCACACAACGCCAGAUGUCUGCCUUGGUAGCAGUUUCACUGAGGUAUCCACUUUCAAUGGGGUCCAGAAAGAUGCCAACUUCAGUAUUCACAAAGACCAAAUUGGUGGACAUUGGUGGGUCCAUUUACAAGGUAUUCCGGUCGGAUAUUAUCCAAGUUCUCUCUUCACAAUAUUGUCAGCGACAUCAACAAGAAUACAUUUUGGUGGAGAAAUUGUAGAUGACAAAAGUAAAGGACGACAUACUUCGACACAAAUGGGUAGUGGUCAUUUCCCUUCAGAAGGUGGUUUGAAAAUAUCGAGUUAUUUUAAUUGGGUUCAAAUAGUCGAUGAAAACUACGUGACCAAAGAUCCUAAAAAUGUUGAGAUAAGAGUUACAAAUUCAUAUUGCUAUGGCUUGAAAAUUGACGAUGACAAUUAUAAUACAAAUGGAUACGGAUUUUACUAUGGAGGUCCCGGUUAUAAUGAUAAACAUUAA